ACACUUUAAAAAUGGACUACCUGGUACCGUGCCUGGUAUUCUCGUGGCUGUUCUACCUCUGGGAUACCUACCUGCAAUGGAGACAGCGUCGAGUGUUCCACAGCGUGAGUCACGUGCCUCCUGAGCUGAACUCUCUGCUUGACGAGUCCACGUUCGAUAAGUCUCGGGUCUACCAGUUGGACAAGAGCUCUUACGGCCUCGUCCAUGAUCUUUUCAAGCAGGUUGAGCUAAUGGUGAUAUUAGCAGUCGGUGGUAUCCCUUUGCUGUGGAGUCUCUCUGGCUGGAUCACUGCCUCUCUGCUGGGACUGGGACCAGAGUAUGAGGUAGGGGGUAUGGGUAUGUAGUCUGGGAAUUAGUCCUGGGCCAGCUCUCUCAGAGUAUGGUGUUCGUGGAGCUCCUAUUGCUGUACUCCACACUCACUGGCCUUCCUUGGAGUAUUUACUCCACCUUUUUCCUGGAGGAUCGCCAUGGUUUCAACAAACAGACGCCAGUGUUCUUUAUCAAGGACCAGACAAAGAGUCUUGUUCUCCAGCUACUAAUCGUUCCUCCCAUUGUCCUUGGACUACUCUACACCAUUCAGCUGGGUGGCCAAGCAUUCUUCAUAUAUUCCUGGCUCUUCCUUGCAGCCAUCACCUUUCUGUUUGUGACGGUGUAUCAGGAGUUCAUAGCUCCUCUCUUUGACAAGUUCUCACCUCUGCCUGAGGGGGCGCUGCACACCAGCAUCCUCAGUCUCACCUCUUCGCUCUCCUUCCCUCUGAAGAAGAUUCAGGUGGUGGAGGGCUCCAAGAGGUCUGCCCAUAGUAAUGCAUAUUUAUAUGGGUUCUGGUGGAAUAAGGUUAUUGUCAUCUUUGACACUCUAUUGGAGCCAGGGCUGUUGGGGAGGAAGGAGGGAGAGGGAGAGGAGGAAAAGGAAGAACCUCCUGAUAAAGAAGGCCAGAAGGUGAAGGGUUGCAGUGAGGAGGAAGUUAUGGCAGUUCUGGCACAUGAGCUGGGUCAUUGGUCUCUCAGCCAUACUCUGAAACUACUGGCAGUGUCCCAGCUCAACCUCCUGCUUUCUCUCUCCAUGUUUGCUUUCUUUAUCGAGCAACAAGAUGUCUAUUCCAGCUUUGGUUUCCAUGACAGCCGGCCCACCAUCAUUGGAAUUAUCCUUGUGUUCCAGCUCAUCUUCAUGCCCUACAACGAGGCGGUGCAGUUUGCUCUGGUUCAGGUGGUACGCAGGUUUGAGUACCAAGCUGAUGGCUAUGCUCGUCAGCUGGGCCGGGGGGCAGCUCUGAGAUCAGCUCUCACCAAACUCAGCAAAGACAACCUGUCGUUCCCUGUGGCCGACUCUCUCUACUCAGCCUUCCACCACACCCACCCAACCUUCCUAGAAAGGAUAAAGAGACUUCCGAAACUGGACUAGUCAUGUUUAGUUAUAUGUCAACAUUGUAAAUUUUCACAUUUCUAUUGGUUGGCAAGCAACAUGAUUAAAUUCUCGCUCACUCGUGAGCAAAUUUUA
Messenger RNA from Geodia barretti, 1498 nucleotides. NCBI's taxonomy places the organism in Eukaryota, Metazoa, Porifera, Demospongiae, Tetractinellida, Geodiidae. The record is from the annotation of a GenBank genome assembly.